AUGGAGCCAGGGAACGUCACAUGGGUAUCAGAGUUUGUCUUCCUGGGACUUUCCCAGACUCCAGAGCUCCAGCUUUUCCUGUUUCCGGUGUUCCUGUUUGUCUACACCACCACUGUCGUGGGAAACCUCCUCAUCAUGGUCACGAUGACCUCAGAUGCCCGGCUCCACGCACCCAUGUACUUUCUGCUCUGCAAUCUGGCUGUCUUAGACCUCUCCUUCUCCUCUGUCACUGCCCCAAAGAUGCUGGUAGACUUCCUCUCUGAGACGAAGACCAUCUCCUACCAGGGCUGCAUGGCCCAGAUCUUCUUCUUCCACUUUCUGGGAGGCGCCAUGGUCUUCUUCCUCUCGGUGAUGGCCUAUGACCGCCUUGUUGCCAUCUCCCGGCCCCUCCACUAUGUCACCAUCAUGAACUCUCAGCUCUGUGUGGGGUUGAUGGUGGCUAGCUGGGUAGGAGGAUUUGUUCACUCCAUUGUCCAGCUGGCUCUGAUGCUCCCGUUGCCUUUCUGUGGUCCCAAUGUCCUGGACAACUUCUACUGUGAUGUCCCACAAGUGCUGAGACUCUCAACUAGCUCAGUGUCUCAGGUUCAAAUUCCAAAGCCCUAUGAGAAUAAUCUGAUGGGCUGA
Messenger RNA from Ailuropoda melanoleuca (giant panda), 624 nucleotides. Its product is annotated as olfactory receptor 4D2. Gene Ontology annotation, molecular function: olfactory receptor activity; G protein-coupled receptor activity. The transcript is spliced from 2 exons. The record is from RefSeq and is a predicted model, not a curated record. The coding region runs from base 1 to 624 and encodes 207 amino acids. Gene Ontology annotation, biological process: G protein-coupled receptor signaling pathway. Lineage: Eukaryota; Metazoa; Chordata; Mammalia; Carnivora; Ursidae. Gene Ontology annotation, cellular component: membrane.